AUCAACGCCGUGGCCGGAGCUUUCUCGGAGGAUCUUCCGGUGGUGUGCAUUGUGGGUGGGCCCAAUUCCAAUGAUUAUGGGAGUAAAAAGAUUCUCCACCAUACCAUUGGGCUGCCUGAUUUCUCCCAAGAACUUCGUUGCUUUCAAAAUGUUACUUGUUAUCAGGCUGUAAUUGACAGUCUGAAAGACGCACAAUGGAAGAUAGACACAGCAAUUUGCAAGUGUUUGGAAGAGAGCAAGCCAAUUUACAUUAGCGUUUGCUGCAAUUUGGUGGCCACUCCUCAUCCUUCUUUCUCGAUCCAAUCCCUCAUCCCACUUUCCCUCCCUCCCAAGCAAAGUAACCAGAUGGGUCUGGAGGCGGCGGUGGAGAAGGCAGCUCAGCUUCUAAAUAGCGCCGUGAAACCAGUGGCCGUCGCCGGAAAGAAGCUGCGCCUCGCCAAAGCCCAGGCGGCGUUCGUGGAGCUGGCCGACGCUUGUGGCUACGCCGUCGCCGUCACGCCGUCGGCGAAAGGCCUGUUCCCGGAGAACCACCCUCAUUUCAUCGGCACUUACUGGGGAGUUCUCAGCACCGCCUUCUGCGGUGAGACCGUUGAGAUCGCCGACGCCUCGCUCUUCGCCGGGCCCACUUUCGACGAACUUGAAACCGUCGGAUUCUCUCUUUGCUACAAAAAGAACAACGCGAUUAUCGUGGAGCCGGAGCGCGUCGUGUUUCCUAAUGGGCCGAGUUUUGGGCCCAUUUUAAUGAUGGACUUCCUUCGGGCCCUAACUAAGCGCCUCAAGCCCAAUCCAACGGCCUACGAGAAUUACCGCCGGAUUUAUGUUCCGGAGUCGGGUCCACUCCAGUCGGAGCCGGGCGAGGCCUUGCGGGUCAAUGUUCUUUUCAAACAUAUUCAGAAAAUGUUGUCGAGUAACAUGGCUGUGAUUUCUGAGGCCGGUGACUCUUGGUUUCACUGUCAAAAAUUGAAACUACCACAAUCGUGCGGGUAUGAGAUGCAGAUAAUCUAUGCAUCCAUUGGAUGGUCUUUAGGGGCAACUCUCGGAUAUGCACAAGCUGCAUCAAACGAACGAAUGGUUCUCUGUAUGGGUGAUGGGAGCUUUCAGAUGGCUCCACAAGAUUUAUCGACGAUGUUAAGGUUGGGACAAAGGAACAUAAUAUUUUUGAUAAAUAAUGGUGGAUACACCAUUGAAGUAGAAAUUCACGAUGGACCUUACAAUGUCAUCAAGAAUUGGGACUAUACCGCCCUCGUUGAUGCCAUGCAUAAUGCUAAUGGUAAUUGUUGGACCACCAAGGUUAAAACAGAAGAAGAAUUGGUGAAAGCAAUCCAAAUAGCAAUGGGAGAAAAAAAUGAUUGCUUGUGUUUCAUAGAGACUAUUGUCCAUCGAGAUGAUACAAGUAAAGAGUUGCUUGAAUUUGGGAACAAGCUUGCUGCCAUUAAUAGUCGUCCUCCUAAACCUUUAUAA
Momordica charantia (bitter melon) is the source of this 1461-nucleotide messenger RNA. RefSeq names its product pyruvate decarboxylase 1-like. The record is from RefSeq and is a predicted model, not a curated record. Gene Ontology annotation, cellular component: cytosol. Gene Ontology annotation, molecular function: thiamine pyrophosphate binding; magnesium ion binding; pyruvate decarboxylase activity. Lineage: Eukaryota; Viridiplantae; Streptophyta; Magnoliopsida; Cucurbitales; Cucurbitaceae.